AUCAAAACCCUAGCUAUAUAAACAAAGGCAGAUGUAUAAACACUCUUCCUCAGCUAUUCGCACCACCUCCACAGCUAGGGUUUUUCAAGCUUCAGUAGCAGCUCAGCCGUCUCAUCAGCAAAUCAACCGAAACAUGUCUAAGAGAAGGACCAGGGAGCCCAAGGAAGAGACUGUAACCCUAGGACCAGCUACCAGGGAGGGUGAAUUGGUCUUUGGUGUUGCCCACAUUUUCGCCUCUUUCAACGACACUUUCAUCCAUGUGACUGAUUUGUCUGGACGGGAAACAAUGGUCCGCAUUACUGGUGGUAUGAAGGUGAAGGCUGACCGAGAUGAAUCUUCUCCUUAUGCUGCUAUGCUUGCAGCACAAGAUGUUUCUCAACGAUGCAAGGAGCUUGGAAUUAAUGCUCUUCACAUUAAGCUUCGGGCUACAGGAGGUAACAAAACUAAGACUCCUGGUCCUGGUGCCCAAUCCGCCCUUCGAGCCCUUGCUCGAUCUGGAAUGAAAAUUGGACGCAUAGAGGAUGUUACUCCUAUUCCCACAGACAGCACUCGCAGAAAGGGUGGUAGAAGGGGACGGAGGCUGUGAAUUCUUCUCAGCACCAUACUUGCUGCAUGGCAGAAUAUUUUGGUCAAGGGUUGCAUCUUUGAUUGUCUUUUUACAUCUUAGAUUUAAACAUUUUGUAGCCUCAGUACAAGGUCAUUUUGACUUGUGUUCAGUUGGAAUUUUGCAAGCUUGUGAGGUAGCAAGUAUUUCGUUGAGUUGGAUUCGUAAGUUGUCUUUGUUUUUGAUGAUUGAAUUUUUGUUGCUUCUUCCUUAUUAACAUUGUGUUUUAUAGA
Nicotiana tabacum (common tobacco) is the source of this 837-nucleotide messenger RNA. RefSeq names its product small ribosomal subunit protein uS11y-like. Lineage: Eukaryota; Viridiplantae; Streptophyta; Magnoliopsida; Solanales; Solanaceae. Gene Ontology annotation, molecular function: structural constituent of ribosome. Gene Ontology annotation, biological process: translation. The record is from RefSeq and is a predicted model, not a curated record. Gene Ontology annotation, cellular component: ribosome.